UGAAGUUUGGGUCCUGGUCGGUUUGUCCCUGUCUACCGCGGCACCACGACUACUCCUGAACUAGGGGGAAGGCGACUGAUGUGAGUCAGCACCUCAGACUACAGCAAGGCUGGCUGAAACUUACCGUGUAGCCCAAGUGACCUCAAAUUCCUGACAGUCUUCCUGCGCCCCCACCCCCAUCUCUCCAGUGCUGGGAUUUCAGCAUCUCACUACAGGAGCUGUACAGAUACAGAAGACAAUGUCUGGAAGCUUCUACUUUGUAAUUGUUGGCCACCAUGAUAAUCCAGUUUUUGAAAUGGAAUUUUUGCCAGCUGGGAAGGCAGAACCCAAAGAUGAGCAUCGCCAUCUGAACCAGUUUAUAGCGCACGCGGCUCUGGACCUGGUGGACGAAAACAUGUGGCUCUCCAACAACAUGUACUUGAAAACCGUGGACAAAUUCAAUGAGUGGUUCGUGUCGGCCUUUGUCACUGCCGGGCACAUGCGAUUCAUCAUGCUUCACGACGUGCGGCAGGAAGACGGCAUCAAGAACUUCUUCACUGAUGUCUAUGACUUGUACAUCAGGUUUGCCAUGAACCCCUUUUAUGAACCCAAUUCUCCUAUUCGCUCAAGUGCAUUUGAAAGGAAAGUUCAGUUUCUUGGAAAGAAACAUCUUUUAAACUAAAUGCAGAAAACUUAAGAAUCACAGUGGGGUAUGCUCAGGUUUGUGUGCAUUGUAAGUAGCUGGAUAAAACGCCUGGCAAACUUCACAUGUCUCAGCUUAUUUGUAUAUAGUGAAAUUUCUUGUAUAUUUAAAAAUCUCAUUUUUUAUGUUAGUUAUCAGCAUUAGCAUUUGCUUGUAAGUAGUUAUCAGUAAUUUAAAAUAUUUUAUUUCAAAAAUUAAGAAUAAGCUUAUAUCUUUACUAAUUGAGAUAAUUAAAAAAGAAUUUAUAUUUA
Messenger RNA from Arvicola amphibius (Eurasian water vole), 933 nucleotides. RefSeq names its product trafficking protein particle complex subunit 2-like. Bases 239 to 661 code for a protein of 140 amino acids. The record is from RefSeq and is a predicted model, not a curated record. The transcript is spliced from 3 exons. Gene Ontology annotation, cellular component: TRAPP complex; cytoplasm; nucleus. Lineage: Eukaryota; Metazoa; Chordata; Mammalia; Rodentia; Cricetidae. Gene Ontology annotation, biological process: endoplasmic reticulum to Golgi vesicle-mediated transport.